Messenger RNA from Oncorhynchus kisutch (coho salmon), 4824 nucleotides. Its product is annotated as caytaxin. The coding region runs from base 1050 to 2054 and encodes 334 amino acids. Gene Ontology annotation, cellular component: cytoplasm. NCBI's taxonomy places the organism in Eukaryota, Metazoa, Chordata, Actinopteri, Salmoniformes, Salmonidae. The record is from RefSeq and is a predicted model, not a curated record. The transcript has 12 exons. Gene Ontology annotation, biological process: apoptotic process.
AGGGAGAGUUGAGAACAAAUGCUAGCAUCAGUGGCACAGGCAGAAUGAGAGAGAGCAGGGAGAGGAAUUAUGUGGAGGAGGACUUUAUUAAAAAGUGAGAGAGAGCAGCUGAAAGAGGAGGGCAGAGAGAGAGAGAGAUGCUGUUGCCACAGAAGAGUGUGGAUAAAGAAUCAUCCAUCUUUAACAGCUUGUGAGGGAUAAACGUAUAUGAAAACCUAGGGACGUAGGCACGAAUAAAUGCUCAUAGAAGACAAAACCAACCAGAUCAUACUACCACAGGCUGUGGAUUAUAACUCCAGUCGAUCAGAUUCACACAGACAAAAGACGAAGAAGAGAGAGAGAGAGAAGAAGAAUAUGUGGGAAUCAGGCAGGUGAGAUGACAUUUUCACACAGCGUCCACAGCCAUGAUGUCAUCACAGCGAGAUUAGACAGCCUGCCUGGGCGUUACAGCUGAGGACGGUGUGUGUGUGUGUUCUAGCGUAUGUGAACUCUGAAGAAGAUGAAGAGGAGAUCCAGCUAUGAAUGAAGGGCCACAGAUGGAUCAUCACAACACAACCUGGGUUACAUGGAGAGUAAUGUUUAUUCCCACCACAACUGGACAAGAUGAGAAACUGUUGUUUUAGGAGUAGGGAGCUCUGAUGAACAGAACAGAACAGAGGUGUAUGUUUCUACCAUAUACUGUAGUUCUUACCCACCCACUCUCACCAGGGAGCACCACAUCUGGUCCACGGGGAGCCAUUCUCUGGCUGCAGCAGUCCCAAACUGGAGCUGAGGUGAACAGUGUUGGAGCGGUGUCACCCAGGGCUGGAGCCUGGACCAGAGCCCCUGGUUGGCACACAUAGCAUGCUACACCUGACCUCACCUGGUCUCAUCGCCUAGCAUUAACUGUGGAUUGUCCUGGGCUUCCCUGACUACAGGGAGGAGGAAGAGGAAGUCACUGCCUUACAGAAGAAGAACAACAGAGACAUUCAGAGUCAGCUACAGGAGACAGAGAACUUCCUGUUGAAUUGACCCUAGGGCCCAGGCUGGUCCUGCUCCCUGAUUGGAGGAUGGGAACGGCAGAGGUCAUGUCAGAGGUCACGGCACGCAUGGACAGCAUGGAGGUCAAGGAUGAGUGGCAGGACGAAGACUUCCCCAGGCCUCUACCAGAAGAUGGAGACAUGGAGGACAGGGGGCUCACUGACAACACGACAACUCCCCCUAACACCCUGAACGUUGGAGUUUGGGGUGAGUCGUCGGCCCUGCGUAAGCGCCGUACGCUGGUAGCUCCGGACAUGAACAUGUCAUUGGACCAGAGCGAGGGUUCCGUCCUGUCAGAUGACUUCUUAGGUAACCCUGACGACCUGGAUGUCAACGUGGACGACAUGGACACGCCCGACGACAACGACUCCUUGGAGUUUAUCACCAACGGCAACGACCUGGAGUGGGAAGACGACACUCCUAUAGUGAGUUCCAAGGGUCUGCCUGGAGGCCAGACAGAGGAGGAGGAGGAGGCAGGCAGACUGUGGAGGACAGUGAUCAUAGGAGACCAGGAACAGAGGAUAGACAUGGCUGUCAUCAGACCAUACCUGAGGGUGGUCACACAUGGAGGUUACUACGGUGAGGGUCUGAAUGCCAUCAUAGUGUUUGCGGCGUGUUACCUGCCAGAGAGCAGCUGUGAGGACUACACUUACAUCAUGGAGAACCUCUUCCUCUAUGUGAUCAGUAGCCUGGAGUUGUUAGUGGCUGAGGACUACAUGAUUAUCUAUCUGAACGGAGCUACGCCUCGCAGGAGGAUGCCUGGUAUCAGCUGGCUAAAGAGGUGCUACCACACCAUCAACAGGAGGUUGAAGAAGAAUCUGAAGUGGCUGGUCAUUGCUCACCCAUCCUGGUUCAUCCGUACAAUCCUGGCCAUCUCCAGACCCUUCAUCAGUGUGAAGUUCCUGGAUAAGAUCCGCUAUGUUCACACAUUGGAUGAGUUGAGCCAGCUGAUUCCUAUGGACCACAUACAGAUCCCAGAAUGUGUCCUGCAAUAUGAUGACCAGAAGAUGAUAGCACAAAAAGAAAGUCCAUAGGCAGGAGAUGGAGCAUACCAAGUCUGCACCCCCCACGGAAAGGUAAAACAAGAAUCCACAACCCUGCUGAGGAUUCAUGAGGAUAAUGUCUAUCAAUAUAGGGUAAAAGACUUCUUGGCUGAAGAUAAAGGACUGAUGGAAAAAUGAUGAGGACUGGUGUGUGGGUGAAGAGGGCUCCUGACAUUACAUCAACAUCAUCCUACCUUGUCUUACUUUCCACACAGCAGAUACCCUGGUCUGUCUGUCCCAUGGAAUAAACCUACCCUGGCAGAUAGCCUGACCUCUUUCCGAUUGGAAUAAACCUACCCUGGCACAUACCCUGACCUCUUUCCGAUUGGAAUAAACCUACCCUGGCACAUAGCCUGACCUCUUUCCGAUUGGAAUAAACCUACCCUGGCACAUAGCCUGACCUCUGUCCCAUAGAAUAAACCUACCCUGGCACAUAGCCAGACCUCUUUCUGAUUGGAAUAAACCUACCCUGGCACAUAGCCUGACCUCUGUCCCAUGGAAUAAACCUACCCUGGCACAUAGCCUGAACUCUUUCCGAUUGGAAUAAACCUACCCUGGCACAUAGCCUGACCUCUGUCCCAUAGAAUAAACCUACCCUGGCACAUAGCCAGACCUCUUUCUGAUUGGAAUAAACCUACCCUGGCACAUAGCCUGACCUCUGUCCCAUGGAAUAAACCUACCCUGGCACAUAGCCUGACCUCUGUCCCAUGGAAUAAACCUACCCUGGCACAUAGCCUGACCUCUGUCCAAUGGAAUAAACCUACCCUGACCUCUGUCCCAUGGGAUAAACCUACCCUGGCACAUAGCCUGACCUCUGUCCCAUAGAAUAAACCUACCCUGGCACAUAGCCUGACCUCUGUCCCAUGGAAUAAACCUACCCUGGCACAUAGCCUGACCUCUGUCCCAUGGAAUAAACCUACCCUGGCACAUAGCCUGACCUCUGUCCCAUGGAAUAAACCUACCCUGGCAGAUAGCCUGACCUCUGUCCCAUGGAAUAAACCUACCCUGGCACAUAGCCUGACCUCUGUCCCAUGGAAUAAACCUACCCUGGCACAUAGCCAGACCUCUUUCUGAUUGGAAUAAACCUACCCUGGCACAUAUCCUGACCUCUGUCCCAUGGAAUAAACCUACCCUGGCACAUAGCCUGACCUCUGUCCCAUGGAAUAAACCUACCCUGGCACAUAGCCUGACCUCUGUCCAAUGGAAUAAACCUACCCUGACCUCUGUCCCAUGGGAUAAACCUACCCUGGCACAUAGCCUGACCUCUGUCCCAUAGAAUAAACCUACCCUGGCACAUAGCCUGACCUCUGUCCCAUGGAAUAAACCUACCCUGGCACAUAGCCUGACCUCUGUCCCAUGGAAUAAACCUACCCUGGCACAUAGCCUGACCUCUGUCCCAUGGAAUAAACCUACCCUGGCACAUAGCCUGACCUCUGUCCCAUGGAAUAAACCUACCCUGGCAGAUAGCCUGACCUCUGUCCCAUGGAAUAAACCUACCCUGGCACAUAGCCUGACCUCUGUCCCAUGGAAUAAACCUACCCUGGCAGAUAGCCUGACCUCUGUCCCAUGGAAUAAACCUACCCUGGCACAUAGCCUGACCUCUGUCCCAUGGAAUAAACCUACCCUGGCACAUAGCCUGACCUCUGUCCCAUGGAAUAAACCUACCCUGGCACAUAGCCUGACCUCUGUCCCAUGGAAUAAACCUACCCUGGCACAUAGCCUGACCUCUGUCCCAUGGAAUAAACAUACCCUGGCACAUAGCCUGACCUCUGUCCCAUGGAAUAAACCUACCCCGGCAGAUAGCCUGACCUCUGUCCCAUGGAAUAAACCUACCCUGGCACAUAGCCUGACCUCUGUCCCAUGUAAUAAACCUACCCCGGCAGAUAGCCUCGCUUCCACUUACCAUUUCUCCUUGCAUGAAUAAAUCAGCUGUGAUCUAGCCUGCUGCAUGAUGAACAUGCAUUGGGCUAAUGCAAGAUGGCUGGAUGAACUCUGUUAAAUGUGUUUAUUUCCUUCGAAGGGACAAGAACAGCCUUUGGUUGGUACAAGCCAGAUGUACAUAGUUGUAAUAACAUUGUAAUAAUGUAAUGUAUUAACAUUGCUGUAAUACAAGUAUGAAGGUAUAUGUGUGCAACAAGCAAUAAUGUUUGAUAUACGUGUUUUGGUUAUCUCUUUUUUCUUCAAUGUAUAAAUGCUAUUGUUUUUACAUAAUGUGCAAUAUAAGCAGUUCCUCUUCUGAACUGACCAAAUUAAUUCAGAGGUUGUUACUACUGUAACGAAUGAAAUAUGUUUAAGUUUUCUCUAUUGCUCCUUUGUGUGUUGUUGUGUUUUCUGAAGGUUACUAGACAGAUGGCAUGCUGGUUAAAAAUGUCUUCCUCGUCAUCUGGGAUAUUAAAAAAAAAAAAUUGCCUCGGUAAAAAACUAUCCUGGGUACCAGUCUGUUUCUGUUAUCAUUUCACGCCUCGCCACUUCUUACCAUGCCAUGUUUGGAGUGGCAAGGAAUGGAAUGAUAGUACAGACUGGUACACAGGACAGAUCAAAACAUUACUGAUGAUCUUAGUUUCCUGGUUUAUUGAUGAUCUGUCUCAAUUCCUCUAUUUCCAUGUAGAGAUCUUACUUUACAUUGAUCUAUUGUUACACCUAUGAUGCAAUGCAUUUAAAUAACCUAAUUAACUGUUUAAAUUAUGUGAACUUAUAUAUAUACAGUGCCUUGCGAAAGUAUUCGGCCCCCUUGAACUUUGCGACCUUUUGCCAUAUUUCA